CUUGCUGCAGCCAUGGUCAACCCCACCGUGUUCUUUGACAUCAAGGCCAAUGGUGAGCCCUUGGGCCGCAUCUCCUUCGAGUUAUUUGCAGACAAAGUUCCAAAGACAGCAGAAAACUUCCACGCCCUGAGCACUGGAGAGAAAGGAUUUGGAUAUAAGGGUUCCUUCUUUCACAGGAUUAUUCCAGGAUUCAUGUGCCAGGGUGAUGGUGACUUCACAUGCCAUAAUGGCACUGACGGCAGAUCCAUCUACGGAGAGAAAUUUGAGGAUGAGAACUUCGUCCUGAAGCAUACAGGUCCUGGCAUCUUGUCCAUGGCAAAUGCUGGACCAAACACAAAUGGUUUCCAGCUUUUCAUCUGCACCGCCAACACUGAGUGGCUGGAUGGCAAACAUGUGGUCUUCAGGAAGGUGAAAGAAGGCAUGGACAUUGUGGAAGCCAUGGAGCGUUUUGGGUCCAGGAAUGGUAAGACCAGCAAGAAGAUCACCAUUUCUGACUGCAGACAACUCUAA
Messenger RNA from Peromyscus californicus insignis, 510 nucleotides. Its product is annotated as peptidyl-prolyl cis-trans isomerase A-like. The record is from RefSeq and is a predicted model, not a curated record. Gene Ontology annotation, molecular function: peptidyl-prolyl cis-trans isomerase activity. The transcript has a single exon. Gene Ontology annotation, biological process: protein peptidyl-prolyl isomerization. NCBI's taxonomy places the organism in Eukaryota, Metazoa, Chordata, Mammalia, Rodentia, Cricetidae. Bases 13 to 510 code for a protein of 165 amino acids.